AGAGCCCGUUGUGCCGAGCCGAGCAGCUCUGACGAUGACGCCAUGCUGUUAUUUUUAUCGCGGUGACCUCAUCGUUCUAUGGCAGCACCAGGACUUCACCGAGUCCCUCCGCCGCUUCUGCUCUCCUCUGCGACCCGUCCUCUCCGGUACACCAGGCGGACUCCCCCGGUUUGUCCAGCCGGGUCGGAGGAGCUGCUGUCCGGACUCUGACGUCGAGUUUUCAGACGAUUUUAAAACUCAGAGUGAUGUCAUCAGGAGAAAAGACGGCUGUUGGAGUGAAUGAAAGCCCCUCCCCCUCGCUGCAAACACACACACUGAUGGACUGAACACACACAUACACUCUGAACCACCAUCUCACACACAGUUGGGAUUGGCUCUCUCUCUCUCUCUCUCUCUCUCUGGGGCUGCCAUCGGGAUGACAUCAUACCCGGCCGACACAAUGGAGCUCUUCAUCCUCUGAGGUUCCUGGCCAGACUGCAUCACUGUGCUGGACUGCCGGCCGGGACGCCCACAAGGAGGGGGGGAGGAGGAGGAUUACUACCAGGGAGGGGGGUGGGGGGGGGUGGUAGGGAAGUGAGAGGAGGCAGCUCACAUGUGUGAGCGUGUGGGGUCGCGGACUGGACUGGGUAUGGCAAGGCCCGGGAUUGUGCGCCCUAUCGGGCCAGAAGCUCUGGUAGCGCUGCUGGAGGGGGCGCUGGACCGGGUGGUGCUGAUUGACAGCCGGCCCUUCGUUGACUACAAUACCUCCCACAUCCUGGAGGCCGUAAACGUGAACUGCUCCAAGCUGAUGAAGAGGAGGCUGCAGCAGGACAAGGUGCAGAUUGCCGAGCUGCUGCAGCAUUCAGCCAAAAAGAAGUUGGAACUGCAGGCCGAUCAGGAGGUGGUGGUGUACGAUCAGAGCUCUGCCGACCCAGCCACUCUGAGCUCCGAGUCCUUUAUCAGUGUCCUGCUGGUUAAACUGGAGAGGAGCUUCCCCUCCGUACACCUGCUCUCAGGUGGGUUCUCCGAGUUCUCUCACCUUUUUCCUGGUCUCUGUGAGGGGAAGUCCACCCUGGUUCCUUCCUGCAUCUCUCAACCCUGCCUGCCCGUCACCAACAUUGGGCCGACCCGUAUUCUGCCUCACCUGUACCUGGGCUGCCAGAGGGAUGUCCUCAACAAGGACCUGAUACAACAGAACGACAUUGCCUACGUCCUGAACGCCAGCAAUACCUGCCCCAAACCGGACUUCAUCCCAGACUCCCACUUCCUCCGAGUCCCCGUCAACGAUUCGUUCUGUGAGAAGAUCCUGCCGUGGCUGGAUCGCUCGGUGGAGUUCAUAGAGAAGGCCAAAGCCUCCAACGCCCGAGUCCUGGUCCACUGCCUGGCUGGAAUCUCCCGCUCGGCCACCAUCGCCAUCGCCUACAUCAUGAAGAGGAUGGACAUGUCACUGGACGAGGCGUACAGGUUUGUGAAGGAAAAGCGGCCGACUAUCUCGCCCAACUUUAACUUCCUGGGUCAGCUGCUGGACUUUGAGAAGAAGAUAAAAAGUCCUCCUGGUAUGGACGCCAAACCCAAGUGUCUCCAUCCUCCGGAGCCCAGCAGCGAGGCCUGCGCUCAGCCUGAGGAUGCGGUCCCAAUGCCCGGCGUGACACUGCUGGAACCUUUGACCUUGCCGUGCGUUUUAGCCAAUGCCCCCGAGGAGCGCCUGCUGGCUCAGGCUCUGAGUGGCCUGCAGCUCGCCGACGGCUCAGAAGACAGUGCCCGGUUGAAACGCUCCUUCUCUUUGGACAUCAAGUCAUAUGGCGAGCCUGGCGGGGGCGGCACCCAUCGAGUUUUCGCGCCUCACAGCGGGUCGGGGGACAGCAAUGACUUCUACAAGCCGCCAUCCUUCAAAGAGACAACGAGUAAACCCUGCCAGUUCUCGCCAGUGGAGGAGGUUUCAGAGCAGUCCACGCCGGAGCAGAGCCCUGAUAAGGAGGAGGCAGGCAGCCCGCAGCCAGCGGUGUCAUCGGCCUCCAGCGGCUUUGCUAAGCCACCCGCCGCUCCAACCAACUGCUCCCACCACUUGCACCGGAGCGGGAGCAUGGAGGAGAACGCCACCAGCUUCCUGUUCGGCCUCUCACGGAGCCAGCAGCACCUCGCCAAACCAGGAGGUGGCAGCGCCCUGAAGGGCUGGCACUCGGACAUCCUACUGGGCCCUGUCACCGUCUCCACCUCCUCUUUGGCCAGUGGAUGGUACCUCUCCUCAGAGUCCACGCGCUUCUACUCUACAUCGGCUAUCCUGAGCGGCGGCGGCUUCACGGCGUACAGCUGCAACCACGGCUUGGAGGCGGUACGGCGGCGGCAGCGGACACAUGACCGCGGUGACUCGAGGAGGAGCUGGCACGAAGAGAGCAGCUUUGAGAAGCAGCUGAAGCGGCGCAGCUGCCAGAUGGAGUUUGGAGACGGGAUGGCGGACAGCCGCUCCCGCGAGGAAAUGGGCACGGCGGGGAGUCAAUCAAGCUUCUCGGGCAGUAUGGAGGUCAUCGAGGUGUCGUGAGAUCACACACGCAACACAAACCAACGAUUCCGUGUUGUGUCAGGGCCGACCCUGACAGUGGAGGACAAGGAGGGGACGAAGCCAGCAGUUGAAUGGUUUUUAAAUACAGGUAAAAGUCGAAUAAAUCAAACCAGCUAUGACUCGAUCGGGUCCGAUUCACGGUGACGGAACUUCCUGUGUGAGCGGCAUUCAGGGGCAUACAGGUAGUGUAGCAGCUCUUAAUCGAUGACAGCUGAGUCUAAUGGCAGGUUUCUGCUGGGGUAACAACCUUUCAUGAAGGUCAGACCAUCUGAGUGGUCUCACAGCUCGGCAGCCAUCUUGGUAACGCCUCUGAGCGGUUGGCUUUAAUCUAAUUUGUCACAGUAAUGAUCGUCUUUCUGCUUUCCACAACGAUCCACUCAGUGUGAUCGGAGAUUGGCCUUCCAAUCACAUAUUUGACAUCAUCUGUACAGCGUAAUCUGUCAGGUCAAAUAAAUCUGACCCCUGACCUGACUCUACCUCUGACCAGUCUGAUUGUUCCCUGACCUUCAUGUUCCACAGUAACUGCCUAAUAAGUGCCUUUAUGCGUUUCAAGAUGGCUGCCGAGUGGUGAAGGAGUUUGUGAUGAAGCUCAUCUGUGUUUAUCUGGUGGCAGGGGCUUGAGAAAGUACUGCAGCUUUACGUGGGCAUAUCCAUAGGGUGGGUUAGAACCAUAGGUUGGCGUGACCGCUGAGCUAAUAUCAGGAUAUGAGGUCUGGAAGAAGCACUUUGGGAACUGGUUAACAUGUCCGUGCUGCUGUGGUAACUCGUUAAAGGGCCAAAACGUCACUCCAACAGUUUAAAAACAGGAAAUGCUGAAAUGCGUCGAAUCAGAGAGCUGCUGUGACUGAACACUCACCGCUGCUUUAACAUGUCGUGUGCAGACCUGUCUGAGGGACUCGCACUUUAAACUUUUUUUUUCACUUCUAAUCAAUUCGUGAUUGAAAAUUGUGGCUGUAGUAAUCAGUACCUCCACCGGAGGCAGUACUCACUGCAGCCUGUCAGCUUUGGAACGAUUUUUUUCUGUUUUCUGACAUUAGUACAUUGGGAAUAGUUGGUUCAUGGGACGUUAAAUCAAUACACUGAUGUCAGACAUCGCCUAUGUGUGUUGCCGUGGUGGCUAUUCCUGCCACGCUUGGACCUUGUGAUUGACGACAGGAAGUGAAACAAAGACUGCCAAGACUCUCUGGGGGGGGGUCAAAGGAGCUUGUUGGCAGGUUAACUCUCAGGUGUCCUCUGAGGCAAUCAGAGGGGAUCUCUGGCCUCACCUGGAUGGACAGCAGGUCAUGUGAUCAGACGUAUUCACAGGUAAUCUUGCACUACUGUGGUAUAGAGGUUGGUUUGAUUCAGAGUGUUUAAAAAGAAUAAAAAAUAUGACUUUUCA
Haplochromis burtoni (Burton's mouthbrooder) is the source of this 3920-nucleotide messenger RNA. It is a transcript of the gene dusp16, whose product is annotated as dual specificity phosphatase 16. The coding region runs from base 593 to 2518 and encodes 641 amino acids. Gene Ontology annotation, cellular component: nucleus; cytoplasm. The transcript is spliced from 7 exons. Lineage: Eukaryota; Metazoa; Chordata; Actinopteri; Cichliformes; Cichlidae. The record is from RefSeq and is a predicted model, not a curated record. Gene Ontology annotation, molecular function: protein tyrosine/threonine phosphatase activity; MAP kinase tyrosine/serine/threonine phosphatase activity. Gene Ontology annotation, biological process: negative regulation of MAPK cascade; protein dephosphorylation.